AAUGUAACAUUUCCUGUUGCCGGAAGUUCCUGGGUGAGGCUGUCAGUCAGUCAUAGCGUACACCAUCAGGCGAGACACUGUACAGAAUGGAGUCAGAUACUGACCCUGAUGCUAUCCAGCACCUGGACUCCGUCAUCAUGGAGGACAACCAGUGCCGAGGAAUCGUGAACAUUGAUGAGGCUGUCGCCCCUGUCAGACAUCGCCUUCACCGCUCAACAGUCCGGCCAUUCUUUUGUUGUGGGAGCGAGGUCUCCCUUGUUAGCCUUGUAGACUCGCUUGAUCUUGGUCCUUCUACUUCGUCAUCAUGUCUGACAUCUGAUACCAUGCUGCCACCUUCUGCAUCAGCAGGAACAAAGACAGAUGGCAGCUCCAGUGGCUGCAGAAGGACAAGUCUGAGAGGGAAAAGGUCUGAGAAAUUACAACCAAAUAAAUCCAAGAAAAGAUUCUGGAGUUUACGUGGAAAACUUGGAAGCAGGUUUGUCGGGCAACAUGCUCGAAAUGAUGUGUGCCAACAUCAGAUGAGUUGUCUGUGUUCAGCUCACAGGAAACGAGGGACUAUGCCAUGCCUGGGUCAUGAAGACUUGGCAUCUCAAGGUACGCUGCGUACCUCCGGGCAUCUGGGAGCCAUGUUGUCUGGAUUAAGAGUAGGGCAGAAUGCUGCUGUACCCCUAAUUGACAUUGCUAGGGUUAAUUUUGACGCUUUGUACCCCACUCAAGACAUGGAUGAGAUUCGCCGAGAAGAGAGAGCAAAAGAAAUCGAACAUGGAAUUGAAAUAAGUCCCCAACACUGGCCAGCAAGUUUGUUCAGUGUUGUUACACGUUCAGGCCCCAAUCAGCACAGAGGGAGGAUGAAUGUCUCAACCCGCCAUCAUUCACUUAGCUCUGUAUCGUUCCCUCCAUUUGCAAGUCUGACACCGUCCUCAUCAGAUUACGAGGAGUCAGUGUAUGGUGACAGUUCUGUGCUGUGUCUGCAGGCACUCGCCCACCAUCUUCCCGCAGUCCUGCAGCCUCCAGCUCCACUCUGUCAGCAGCCGUUGCAGCCAGCCGCCCACAGUCAGGUGGAGUACAUUCACUGCCUUGUCCCCGACCUCAUCAAGAUCAGCUGCUGCAGCUUCUACUGGGGAGUGAUGGACCGCUAUGAGGCUGAAGCACUGUUGGAGAAUAAGCCAGAGGGAACCUUCCUACUGAGAGAUAGUGCACAAGAAGACUUCCUGUUUUCAGUCAGCUUUAGACGCUACAACCGUUCACUUCAUGCUCGUAUUGAACAGUGGAACCACUUGUUCAGUUUUGAUGCCCAUGAUCCUGCCGUGUUUGCCUGUGACAGUGUAGUUGGUUUGAUUGAACACUACAAAGACCCUGAAUGUUGCAUGUUUUUUGAGCCUAUGUUAACGCUUCCCUUGAAUCGCACUUCUUGCUUCCCACUGAAGCAUCUCUGUCGUUCACAGAUAUGCAACAAUAUCUCGUACGAUGAUGUAAAUGUGCUGCCACUGCCGUCCUCCCUCAAGGAGUAUCUCAAGUACUAUCAUUACAAGCAGAAAGUGCGCGUCAAGAGGCUGGAUAUCCCCUAGCACUUCGUUUCUCUACAAUGAACUGUUCUGUUACCCUCUUUCUUCAAUGAAAAACAUGUCAUGUCAGAAUUCCUACAACCCACAAUUUGAACCAUAUUGGUGUGUUUCUAAGAUGAACUAUUUGGGCAUUUGGAUCUGUUUCUAACGAGCAAGCACUCAACAACUAGCAGUUCGACUAGUCGGUGUGAUGAACUACUUUUACAUGCAUUCACUGUGUCCGAAUGUAUAUAAAUGACUCGGUGAAACAAUCUGCAAUACAUUAAUUACACGCUACAUGUUAUGGCUAUCUCGCACAGAUACACUUGGUUGACAAAAAUAUUGUUGUUCUGGAGAGUGAAACGUGACUGUAUGAUUGUCCCGGUUUCUGUGGACAAGUCAGGACUUCGACCAUGGUGACUGAAAGAUUCAGGGAAGUGAUCACGUGUGUAUACCUACCGUGAAACACGGAGGUUCUGUUAUGGAUGUAGGGUGCAUGAUUUAAAUGAUGGAGCUCCUUGAUAAGGAUCUUACUGCAUUUGUCUCAGUUUAAUUUAAGAAGUUUGAACUCUACUGUACUAUUUGUUAUUAAACAUGUUGAAAUGUU
This is a messenger RNA of Haliotis rubra (blacklip abalone), 2151 nucleotides long. Its product is annotated as suppressor of cytokine signaling 5-like. Gene Ontology annotation, cellular component: phosphatidylinositol 3-kinase complex. Gene Ontology annotation, biological process: intracellular signal transduction; phosphatidylinositol phosphate biosynthetic process. The record is from RefSeq and is a predicted model, not a curated record. The coding region runs from base 87 to 1568 and encodes 493 amino acids. Lineage: Eukaryota; Metazoa; Mollusca; Gastropoda; Lepetellida; Haliotidae. Gene Ontology annotation, molecular function: 1-phosphatidylinositol-3-kinase regulator activity. The transcript has 2 exons.